CAAUUUUUAUCAAAAAAAACUGGAUGUUUGUUGUAAGAGUCGACGACGGAAUCAGAAUUGAAAUUGGAGUCAACUUGCACAUACACGAUUGAAACAGGAGUGGAAGGAGAUGGAUGAAGAGAUGGAGAUGGAGAGACACACACAUAUUAUUGGCAAAAUGCAACAACAUAGAGCCACACACACACACAGAGAGAGAAAAAGGGAAACAUGUUGGACAAGCCUAUAUUAACAACAGCAGCCAUGUUAACCAAAUGAGAGUCGAUGCGAACGAUGCGAACGAGAACGCUUUCGGUAAUGCGCCACGCCCAACAACAAAAAGAAAAACAGCGCCCCGCCCAGCAGCAGCAACAGCAGCAUAAAUAAAUAUGAUUAAGCUUAAGAAUAUAUAAAAAGAAAGUUCAAAUGAAAUAACGCAAUAUACGAAAAAGAAGCAGCGCAAAAAAACAACACAGCAGCAACGACGGCGACGAAGAAGAAGAGGAAAAAAUAUAAAUAAAUAAGUAAGAAGCAGCGACGCAACGACGUUGGCAGCGGGACGAAGGCAGCAGAGAGAGCUGUGUGGGGAGUAGCUGGCAGCAAAGAAGCAGUCUGGCAAUUUGUGGGCAGUCUGACAGUCUGGCAACCUGCAAGCUGGAACGAGUGAAAGGCGAGAGUGAGAAGGCAGCAGCAGAAGCAGCGGCAGCAGCAGCACGGACUGCAGGACAGACGGAGACGGAGACGGAAGGAAGUGAGAGAUAGAGAGAAUCGAGCUCAAUUACGCCGCCAAACUGUCGUGUCAGCAACAACGUGAAAUGUGCAAUUCCUGGCUGCUGCUCAUAAUUGCGCUCACUGUUGUCUGCCUGUGGAACUCGCAACAAACCGAAACAUCCAAAUCAUGCCCAGCCGAGUGCAUCUGCUUGUCCCAGACUCAAGUGCUGUGUAACACGGGCGGACUCGAGCAGAUCCCGCUGCGUCAGCUGCCAGCGACAGUCGAGAAUUUGGCGCUGACCAAAAACAACUUUCCGAUCAUCAAACCCGACUCGUUCGCCGGUCUGCGGGCGCUGAAGAAACUCUCGCUCGACGGCAACAACAUCACACGGAUCAAACAGUUUGCGUUUCGUGGUCUGCCGCGUCUCUGGGAUUUAUCGAUACAACACACACCGCUGCAGACGGUGGCACAAUUCGCAUUUGCCGGCCUCCAGAAUCUGUCGACAAUACUGUUGAGUAACAAUCAGAUACAACGGAUCGAGGGCAAUGCGUUUGCGGGGACAUCGAACAUCAAGCUGAUAUUGUUGACCAACAAUCCGUUGAUACGGAUCGAAAGUUCGGCAUUCUCGAGUCUGACGAAUGUCGGACACUUGAUAUUGCCAUCGGGUAUACGCAGCAUCGAGAAGGAUGCAUUCUUUGGCAUGGAUGCCGUGGGUUUGCUCAAAUUGGCGUACAUGGAUCUCAAGGAGAUCUCACCGUUCACCUUUCGUGGACUGUCCAAUGUGCUGAUACUCACACUCCAAGAAUCCGAUCUCGGGGUGAUUUGUGCGGACGCAUUCACGGGCCUAACGCAGGUGGAUACGCUGCAGAUAUUGAACAAUAAAAUCGAUUCAAUUGAGGAGCUCAAUUUUACGUAUACGGCGGCGAUAAAGCAUCUAAAAUUCCACGGCAAUCAUGUGCUGGAAACCCCAAAUCCCAAUGCGAUCAUCGUCGAUGGGGUCGAUCAUCUGCAGUUGGAAAACAAUCAUUUCCCCUGCGGCUGUCACAUUCACACCCUCCUCGAUGGACCGCUCGCCGAGGGGGCGCACAACCUAAGUGUCUUUCUGCAGAAGAACUAUUGCAUCUCGCCGCUGGAGGUGAACGGACGUAAGAUGAGCGAACUGAAUAUCGAUGGCAUUGGCCGAUGUGCCGAUAUGCUGACCAAGGGCAAUCUGGGUUCAUCGUCUGCCUCAUUAGCGCUGGGCAUCAAUGCGAUGCUCCUCAUCGCCGUCGUCAGUUGUGUUGAAUGGUGGCGUUAUGCUCGUCUCUUGGCCUCGCGACUUGUUCAGCUCUUGAGUCACGGUCACAUCGCUUGGCGUCGACGUCGGAAACGUCGGCGACCCAAUUAAACAUCAGCCGCAUCAUCAUCAAUACAAAAAAAACAACAACCAAACAAACAAAAAAGAACAAACAACAACUCACAACAACAAACAGCAAAAGAUCAGUUUGUACUUUAAUCCAUACUCGCUUAAUAAGUAAGUAAGUAAGUUUCGCAAGUCCCUAAAAACAUAAAAA
Molecule: messenger RNA, 2241 nt
Organism: Drosophila sulfurigaster albostrigata
Lineage: Eukaryota; Metazoa; Arthropoda; Insecta; Diptera; Drosophilidae
Product: chondroadherin
Exons: 4
Coding region: 792-2075 (427 amino acids)
Cellular component (GO): plasma membrane
Molecular function (GO): protein binding
Source: RefSeq, a predicted model, not a curated record